Molecule: messenger RNA, 921 nt
Organism: Lacerta agilis (Sand lizard)
Lineage: Eukaryota; Metazoa; Chordata; Lepidosauria; Squamata; Lacertidae
Gene: MMD
Product: monocyte to macrophage differentiation associated
Exons: 7
Coding region: 165-884 (239 amino acids)
Cellular component (GO): membrane
Molecular function (GO): pore-forming activity
Source: RefSeq, a predicted model, not a curated record
CCUGGCUUCGCCUCGCCUCACCUCGCCUCGCCACCUCCAGCUACCUCCGCUCGGGGCUGACAAGCCAAUGAGGGCCCGGACUCCGGCCCUCGCCGCCUCAGGAGCCGCCAGGAGCCCCCCGUGCCGACCCCCAGCUCGAAGUGAGGCGGCUGCGCUGGACCCCCAUGCGGCGACUCCAGGAGAAAUUCAGGAGAUUCAUGAACCACCCAGCUCCAGCGAAUAGCCGUUACAAACCUACCUGCUAUGAGCAUGCUGCUAACUGUUACACUCAUGCGUUCCUCAUUGUUCCUGCCAUUGUGGGUAGUGCCCUGCUCCAUAGGCUCUCUGAUGACCGAUGGGAAAAGAUAACAGCGUGGAUGUAUGGGAUUGGUCUCUGUGCACUGUUCAUCGUUUCCACAGUGUUUCAUAUAAUUUCCUGGAAAAAGAGUCAUUUAAGGACGAUGGAGCACUGCUUUCAUAUGUGUGACAGAGUGAUGAUCUAUAUCUUCAUUGCAGCAUCAUAUGCACCAUGGUUAAAUCUUCGUGAGCUUGGACCUCUGGCCUCCCAUAUGCGAUGGUUUAUCUGGUUGAUGGCUGCUGGUGGAGCCAUUUAUGUGUUUCUCUACCAUGAGAAGUAUAAAAUUGUGGAGCUCUUCUUCUAUCUAGCAAUGGGCUUUUCUCCUGCCCUAGUUGUGACCUCCAUGAACAACACCGAUGGACUUCAAGAACUUGCCUGGGGAGGCUUAAUUUACUGUAUGGGAGUGAUUUUCUUCAAGAGCGAUGGGAUCAUUCCAUUUGCCCACGCCAUCUGGCAUCUGUUUGUCGCCACGGCUGCUGCGGUUCAUUACUACGCUAUCUGGAAGUACCUUUACAAAAGUCCUGCAGAAAUGAUCCGUCACUUAUGAUAUUAAAUACACAAGACACGCACACCUUCGAGCUGCA